Molecule: messenger RNA, 756 nt
Organism: Penicillium lagena
Lineage: Eukaryota; Fungi; Ascomycota; Eurotiomycetes; Eurotiales; Aspergillaceae
Product: GNAT family N-acetyltransferase
Exons: 2
Coding region: 1-756 (251 amino acids)
Molecular function (GO): acyltransferase activity, transferring groups other than amino-acyl groups
Source: RefSeq, a predicted model, not a curated record
AUGCCCGUCCACUACAACACCCACACAAAAGAGCUGUACCUACGCUUAGCAGAACCCUUAUCCAACAUAAUCAUCACCCCCCACCGUCUGAACCAACUAGAAGAAACAAUCGAUGCAAAAGUUCAGCUCCUCAAUGACCCCAGAAUCUUCCUCAAACUUAGUGGCCCUCCGUACCCCUAUCUCCGUGAACAUGAAGAGGAAUGGGUAAAAACGAAAUGCGAAGCGGCAGAGCCAGUUCUCAGUGCCCUGCGCGUGGAAUUCGAGACAUCGGUCAAGGAGCAACAGUUCUUUGAUCUCUGUCCUUUCACCGUUAUUCGUGAGGUCACAGAGCAGGACCCUAAGACUGGGGAUCCGCUUAAGGAUAUCUUGAUUGGUGACAUUGGGAUAGAUCGAUCUGUGUUCUAUGAACAUAAGCGUGGUAGUAAGGAGAGAGCCGAGGCGCAGCGAUUGAAUAAGGAGUUACCUGCUGGGGACGAGAGGAUUGUUUGGGGAACAGGCUACUUCCUAGCUCCUUCUCACCACGGCCGGGGGAUCAUGACGUACGCAAUGCGAACGGUUCUCCAAGACUGGGGUGUGCCGCGUAUGAAUAUUAAGAUACUCAAGGCUUCUGCUUUUGUUGAGAAUAAAGGCAGUCUCAGAGUCUUCGAGAAAAAUAACUUUGAGGUUGUCUGCACGUUGAAGGAUUGGGCGCCUAUCUCUGAGAGCAGAGGUGGAGGAACGAAGUCCCUUGUACUUGUCAACUGGAAGGGCUUAUAA